Messenger RNA from Phycomyces blakesleeanus NRRL 1555(-), 768 nucleotides. RefSeq lists its product as hypothetical. The transcript is spliced from 6 exons. Gene Ontology annotation, cellular component: cytoplasm; P-body. The annotation marks the transcript as partial. Gene Ontology annotation, molecular function: 5'-(N(7)-methylguanosine 5'-triphospho)-[mRNA] hydrolase activity; RNA binding; manganese ion binding. Gene Ontology annotation, biological process: deadenylation-dependent decapping of nuclear-transcribed mRNA; nuclear-transcribed mRNA catabolic process, nonsense-mediated decay. The record is from RefSeq and is a predicted model, not a curated record. NCBI's taxonomy places the organism in Eukaryota, Fungi, Mucoromycota, Mucoromycetes, Mucorales, Phycomycetaceae.
UCUCCAUUUAGUAAAGAACAAACCAUGGCAUUACAAUCCGGCGUUGUCUUGGCAAAUGCCACAUUUGAAGAAAUCCUCGAUGACCUCUCCAGUCGCUUUAUUAUUAACGUUCCCGACGUCGAGCUCAAGUCAGUCGAGCGCAUCUGUUUCCAAGUGGAACAAGCUCACUGGUUCUAUGAAGAUUUUGUACGAGAGCUUAAACCAGAACUGCCAUCAUUUCAACUCAAGACAUUUUCUGCAAAAAUUUUCAAGCAUUGCCCUCUUUUACGCCAAUGGGCACAUGAGCAUGAGCGUGCUUAUGCUGACUUUAUGCAAUAUCGAUUCCGAAUCCCUGUUUGUGGAGCCAUUAUGAUCAAUGCCGCACUCGACAAAUGUGUGUUGGUGAAAGGAUGGAGCUCAAAAUCCGGAUGGGGAUUCCCGAAAGGCAAGAUCAACCAAGAUGAGGAGUAUGAUUGUUGUGCCAUCAGAGAGGUGUUAGAAGAGACAGGUUAUGAUGUAGAGCCGCUGUUGAAACAGCAAGAUUAUAUUGAGCUCACAAUGCGUGAACAAAGGAUUCGGCUGUAUUUAAUUGUGGGGGUCCCAGAAGAUACAGACUUUGUGCCUCGUACACGCAAAGAGAUUAGUGAAAUCGCAUGGUUCAAAUUCGAUGAAUUGCCAACCUACAAAGCAAUUAACAAUGUGCCCGAAGCCCACAUCAGAACGGGCGGCUAUCGAUUUUAUAUGGUAGUUCCUUUUGUGAGCAAGCUGAAACAUUUUGUGAGCCAGCGU